AUGGAUUUCCUAUCAGCUUAUGAGAAGCUACAAAUUAAGACCGUCCACAUUUUUAGCGGCGAAGAAAUUAAAAUUUUCACGAAUUUCAUCAGAAACUUUCACACUAACACUGCACUGCAUGAAUACCAUGAAGAAUCCUGCUAUAUAAACGAUGAUGAAGCCUUUGAUUCUGAAGAGUAUUUCAAUAAUAUUUUAAACCAAGAUCAACCGAUGCUGGUGAAAGACAUUCUCUAUCCAAAUUCCAGUGAUCCCCUCAUAAAUGACAUCAAGAAGUGCUCCUGCGUGCACGAUGUGUUGAACUUAGUCAACAAGUUUUCCAAUAUCCUUGAUUACACCCAUCAUGCACAGAUUGUGCUUGUGCUCUGGGAUCUGCAAAAGAUGUUCUGUCACAUAAAUACAAUAACAAAUGAAAAACCAGAGAUCAAGGCACUCUUGAAUGAUUAUAUUUGUCAGCUGCUAAAUCAGGAGGAGAUCAAGAGUUUGUUGGAAUCAAUAAAGGAGGAUGAAUUUGAUGAUCCAAAUGUACUUAGUGCUACUCUACUAUAUUUGUAUAAGAUUGGAGUGGAUGUGGGACAUGACACUAUGCAGAAAUUAAUUAGGGAGUUGGAAAGGAAACUUUGUGAAGAUUUUUCUGUGGUUGGAGCCUCUAGGUAUACGCAAACAGUGUUCAGCAAUUACAAUUUAGCCUCAUACUUUUAUUGCAAAAAUCUUAUACCACAUAUUUAUAAUUUUAUUGAUAAGUGUGAUACUGCUGAGGAUAUUAGGUCCAUUUCAAUUUGUUUAAAUAAUCUAAAUAAGAUAGUCACUGAAGAGGUGUUGGAGAAAUAUAAGAAUAAAGUGAGGGGUCUGAUUGAGAAUGGGGUGAUCAACAAGAACGAACAUGUGACUAUCCUGAAAGUCGUGAUGUUUUUGAAUUUUCCACAUUGGAGGUACAGAAAUACAUUGCUGAUCAGCCAGUGCAUCAUGCAGUUGCAGAACCACAUUAAUAUACUGAAUGUGCAUCAAUUAAUUAAUGUUUUCGACGUGUUGCUGAAGAACUAUGAACCAGCGGAGAUUGUGAACGAGACGCAAAGAUGCGCGUUAAAGUUUUUACAUCAAUUGGACAGCGAUCAGACGGGGUCUCUUGAGGUGCGCUUGAAGUUGCUCUCGUGCAUCGCGUCCUUUUCGUUGCCUUCGCAGCGGCUGCAAUUCAUUAAUAUUGUGAAGAAGUUCAUGGAAUACGACAUGUCGGGUCAAAACCUGCUGGACUUUUUUAAGGUGCUAUUUUACAUGAAGAACUCGGAUCCGCUAAUGUGCAAAGCCUAUUGGACGAAACUGCUCAAGGUGAUGGAGCAAAACCUGGAGUUCAAAAACGCAUAUCUGCUUAAGGUUUGCAACAACUACAUCAACUUUCAUCAGAGCACGAACCUGAGGCACGUAAAAUUAGAGAAGCGGCUGAAGCAGUGGUUGGAAGGUGAGAUUGAGCAGGGCAUCAUCAAUUAUAUCCCGGCGAGGUUCGCGAUGCUCUCUUCAUUCGUGUUGGCCUAUGGAAACGACGUUUCCAUUCUUAAUCACGUGGUGAACAAACGGAGCAUCCAGUGGCAGAAAAUCAACGCGGUGGACUGUUAUAAUCUGAGCAAGAGCUUCCAGAUAGGUUUGUAUCAAUCUCAGAACCGACUGCUGCAGUCGCGGUACGUGAACAUCUUUAAUGCUACCAUCGACAAGUGCAUCAAACGUGAUCUGCAGGAGGACGAGAUCAAUAUGAGCAAGCUGCAACUGCUGAUCAAGACGAUGAUGUGUCGGGGAGCUGGUCGCUCCAAACACAUGAUGUCGAAAUUGAUGCAAGCCAAAGUUAACAGCGAAGACAUGUGCUCCAGGAUCAUCAAGUAUAUGUCCUAUGCUCUUCUCUCAUCCAACUUCUUCCUGCCCAACAUUUUGGACGCGAUGGCCGAUUAUGUCUCGGGAUCCAAAAAUUACGUGAUGGCCGUUAACGCCGAAAAGGUCAUGUACCUCUGCUACAAUUGCGGAUAG
Messenger RNA from Nicrophorus vespilloides, 2010 nucleotides. RefSeq lists its product as uncharacterized. The record is from RefSeq and is a predicted model, not a curated record. The transcript is spliced from 3 exons. Bases 1 to 2010 code for a protein of 669 amino acids. NCBI's taxonomy places the organism in Eukaryota, Metazoa, Arthropoda, Insecta, Coleoptera, Silphidae.